Molecule: messenger RNA, 3813 nt
Organism: Myotis davidii
Lineage: Eukaryota; Metazoa; Chordata; Mammalia; Chiroptera; Vespertilionidae
Gene: DRD1
Product: dopamine receptor D1
Exons: 2
Coding region: 790-2139 (449 amino acids)
Biological process (GO): adenylate cyclase-activating adrenergic receptor signaling pathway; vasodilation; G protein-coupled dopamine receptor signaling pathway
Cellular component (GO): plasma membrane
Molecular function (GO): dopamine neurotransmitter receptor activity, coupled via Gs; G protein-coupled receptor activity
Source: RefSeq, a predicted model, not a curated record
GCGUUCCCGCGGGCUCCUGGGAGGUGGUGGCCAGCGCCCCUGCGGGCAGCGCAGGGCCCUGCCCUGAGGGGCCAGAGGUCCCCCAAGGGGCACCUGGCGUUUGGCUGGGGGAAGGGGCGGAAAGUAAGCAAAGGGGAGAAGCUGCCAAGUGACUAAUCCCGGAGAUGCCCUUUCCCGAGGCGCUGCCAAGCGCCCCAGAGCCCUGCCCCCGGAUUUCAUCCGCCUCGACCCAUCCCCAGCCCUUUGGGGCAGAGGAGCAGCGCGGGCUCUAAACCCCGGACGAUUUCUGCGACUGGGGCCGGACCCAGGGUCCGGGGCUCGUCUCCUGGGCGUCCUGGAGCUGCGCUCUCCAAGCCUCCCCCAGGCGAGGGCGUUUGGGGAGCUGCGCGGAGCCAGGGGUUCGGAGGAACCAGGCGUGUAUUUUCAGCUGCGCCUCAGCCCCGAAAUGUGACUGUAAUUGACUAGCUCGGGAGGCCCCUAGGCUCUGGAUGGAAAGGGUAGGAUACGCUAAAAGCCACUGCUUUCCAUGGGAAUUGAAGGGCCAGCUGGUGGCAAUGACAGUGACCUGGAGCGAGGGGGUCAGCAGACAGCCGUAGAGAGCAAGCGGCUCCUUCCAAGGGGGUGACUCGGGGGCCGGGGGCAGGCUCCUGCCACUGUGUGGUGCAGCCCUCGCAGAGAACGCCAGUGAGGUCCUGCACCCAGGGCAGCAAGGGGCCGCCUGACCCCUAACCCUUGACCCCUGCUUAGGAGCUUGAGGGACAUCAGAGCCCCCCGUGCUCUCCCCGGAAGAUGAGGACCCUGAACACCUCCACCGCCUCCACCAUGGACAGGGCCGGGCUGGUGGUGCAGAGGGAUUUCUCCUUCCGCGUCCUCACCGCCUGCUUCCUGUCGCUGCUCAUCCUGUCCACCCUCCUGGGGAACACACUGGUCUGUGCCGCCGUCAUCAGGUUCCGGCACCUGCGGUCCAAGGUGACCAACUUCUUCGUCAUCUCCCUGGCCGUAUCAGACCUCCUGGUGGCCAUCCUGGUCAUGCCCUGGAAAGCGGUGGCCGAGAUCGCCGGCUUCUGGCCCUUCGGGUCCUUCUGUAACAUCUGGGUGGCCUUCGACAUCAUGUGCUCCACGGCGUCCAUCCUCAACCUCUGCGUGAUCAGCGUGGACAGGUACUGGGCCAUCUCCAGCCCCUUCCGCUACGAGAGGAAGAUGACCCCCAAGGCGGCCUUCAUUCUGAUCAGCGUGGCGUGGACCUUGUCUGUGCUCAUCUCCUUCAUCCCCGUGCAGCUCAGCUGGCACAAGGCGAAGCCCACCGGCCUCUCCGAGGGCAACGCCACGUCCCCGGGUGAGACCAUAGACAACUGUGACUCCAGCCUGAGCAGGACCUAUGCCAUUUCCUCCUCCCUGAUAAGCUUCUACAUCCCCGUGGCCAUCAUGAUUGUCACCUACACCAGGAUCUACAGGAUCGCCCAGAAGCAAAUCCGGCGCAUCUCGGCCUUGGAGAGGGCGGCGGUCCACGCCAAGAACUGCCAGACCACGACGGGCAACGGGAAGCCCGCGGAGUGUGCGCAGCCCGAGAGCUCCUUCAAGAUGUCCUUCAAGAGGGAGACGAAGGUUCUGAAGACGCUGUCGGUGAUCAUGGGGGUGUUUGUGUGCUGCUGGCUGCCCUUCUUCAUCCUGAACUGCAUGGCGCCCUUCUGUGGGACCGGGGAGACCCAGCCCUUCUGCAUCGACGCCAUCACCUUCGACGUGUUCGUGUGGUUUGGGUGGGCUAAUUCCUCCUUGAACCCCAUCAUUUACGCCUUUAAUGCUGAUUUCCGGAAGGCAUUUUCAUCCCUCCUGGGAUGCUACAGACUCUGCCCUGCAACCAAUAAUGCCAUUGAGACGGUGAGCAUCAACAACAACGGGGGCGCGGUCUUCUCCAGCCAUCACGAGCCGCGAGGCUCCAUCUCCAAGGACUGCCACCUGGUGUACCUGAUCCCACAUGCCGUGGGCUCCUCCGAGGACCCGAAGAAGGAGGAGGCAGGCGGAACAGCCAAGCCCCCGGAGCGGCUGUCCCCGGCCCUGUCUGUCAUCUUGGACUAUGACACGGAUGUCUCCCUAGGAAAGAUCCAGCCCAUCACACAAAAUGGACAGCACCCAACCUGAACUCCGAGGGGACUCCUGCCAGCCAUGCUCACCCCCAAAGCGAGAGGGGGUCUCUGGGGCUUGCUGUGAGACUUGGGGUGUCAGGCGAGCCUUCCUCUGCUGCUUUUCCUCAAACACAACUAACUCUGUUUAAACAUACAUCCCGGUGUGUUUUCUGUGUUCUUCCUGGCGAAUCAAAGAGUCACACAUGUUGAGGCGAGGGCUCACAAGGGACGUGUCUUUGGCUCCAAACUUCUUUUUAGAAACGGAUUCUUUAUCCUAGGACUCAAAAAUAGGGCAAAGAAUCCACAGUGAGCCACUUCGCUUAACAAUCAAACCUUUCUGGGAAGGCAGUGAGGAGGGUUGAGUGGGCCGUGUGCUAACAGGUGCUAACGGUGGUCGGAGCACAGCUCUCCUAGCGUGAAGGUAGGUGCCUGCCUUCCUCAAUGAUUCCUCCAAAAUAAUUGAGCCUUAGAGUGCGACUGCGAUUGUUUUUUUUGUUGUUGUUGUUGUUUUUUCAGAACUGAGAGAUGCUUUGUGGAUAUUGGUUUUAUUUAUUUAUUGUACUAUAUGGAUAUUUUUAACUUAUAAUAAAUCUAUAUUUAUCAUAUUUUAACAGGACACACGAAUGAGUUAUCUGAGACCUUCCAAUCACAUUUUUGUCCCCUUAACUAGCACUUUAUAAGCCAAGGGAACAAACACGCGGGCUCUCUGAGAGCCUCAGUGCCCAUGUGUCACUCCCAGCAGCACAGCCAAGACCGAUAGGAGGGAGCUUGUGCCAAUUCCGUAAAACCCACGGGCAUAAGUAAAGAUGAGGUGAGAGCUGACAGAUGCUGGGAACGUUUGUCCCCCUAGACAUUGUGAGAAACUUCAGAACGCAUAGUAGCUACCACUGUAUUCAGAACCUUUUAAGCGGCGGAGACCUGCAGUUCUGUAAAUACCUUUUCAAAAGCCAGCGUAAGAAGCCAGCUCGAACUGUAUCAUCUUAGUGGUAAUACAGAGCACAUGCCACUUCCUACUUCUGUAAAAUAACCGGCCCUCUCGUGUCUUCUCUCAGCCCACGUGUCAGAGAGCUUUUCUGAGCCAGACAGGGGCUGUCCUGGCUCCAUGUGCCGUGCGGACAGCGGGUCUCCUCGCUCCCGCACCCGGCAGCCGCCCCCGUGGACAGAGGGUGCAUCCCGCCCCUCCUCUCACCCAACAGACCACGGCUGCUUCUGUAGUGCUUUCAUCUGCAUUUAGAAUCGCUUUUUUAAAAGUCUAAAUGUUAAUGGUAUCCUAACAACUAGUGCCUCAUGAUCACUCUCUGGUCAGACACUUCUUUUGGAAAAAAACAGGAGACCCUGCUCUCUGGGCGUGUCAAGCAUCCCAGAGCCGCCGGUAUCUCUUUUGACAAACGCGAGCCCUCCCUCCGUGCUCUGGGUCACGCUCCUCUGUCACCAGCAGGACUGUGAGACACCCCCUGGUCACCCUCGCGAGAUGCUGGUCCACGUGGGGCAUGUCGAGGGAAUUUCUGUGCAGCGUUGACAGCGUUUCCUGGUGGGUAAGCCGUGGACUUGCCGUGCAGAUGAAGCGGGGAGCACGCUGCUGGCCGUGACCUCCCGCAGCAGGUCCGUGUGACAUGUGCAUUGUGGAUGUUUCCUACCUGGACUGCUGUAUGCUUUCUUACAUCUAAUAAAACUAUUUUGUGAACUCACA